Macrosiphum euphorbiae (potato aphid) is the source of this 372-nucleotide messenger RNA. NCBI's taxonomy places the organism in Eukaryota, Metazoa, Arthropoda, Insecta, Hemiptera, Aphididae. The record is from the annotation of a GenBank genome assembly.
AUGUCAACAUUAGAACGUCCUCACAAAAAAGGUUCCAGGUUUUCAAACUUUCAGCUAACUUGUUCGCAAGAAGUUCAAAAUUGUUUGGGUUUGUGUCUUCUUGGUGGCUCAUUAAAAUUUUCCGUCGUAAGAGAUAUGUUUUCAGACAACCCGUUAUACUAUCAUCCAAUUGUGCGUCAUAUUAUGUCAGGAAGAAGGUUUGAACAAUUACUAAGAUUUUUUAGUGUUCAGUACGCAGUUGAUAAUCCAUUAGUUGGUCCUAUGAAGAAAAUUUAUCCCAUUUUUGAUAUGCUUAUACAAAAGUUCCAAAGCUUAUAUUUCCCUCAUGAAAAUUUAUCUCUUGAUGAAUCUUUUGUUGAAAGUGAAGCUUGA